AUGGCUAAACCAAACCUCAUUUUCUACGAUAUGAAGUCAAAUGUUCCUAGUCUUUCGAUAUCGCCAAAUACCUGGCGCGUAAGGCUUGUGCUAAACUACAAAAACUUACCAUACGAGACCAUCUGGUGCGAGCCUGUAGACAUCACGAAGACGCUUAGCGCUGCUGACAUUCCACCGUAUGGAACUCGCGCCAAUGGAUCACCACGUUAUACACUUCCUUCGUUGAUCGACCUUUCAAACCCUGAUGCACCCUUCCGUCUUUGCGACUCGCGUAAGAUCAUUGCUUAUCUUGAGGCGACAUAUCCGUCUCCUGACCCACAACGUGUACUUUUUCCACCGGGUACGCAUGCAUUCCAGAUGCUCGCGGAUAAAUAUGUUGAAGACAUCAUCCAACCGCUGUCUUGGAAGUUGGCAAUAUUUGCCGCGGUGCAAAAGCAGACGGAAUAUUCUCGAGCAUCGUUUGAGAAAUAUCACACGAAGCCAGGAGGGAAGACUCUUGAGGAGGAACAUCCGCGUGGAAAGGAAAAGGAGGAAGCAUGGGCUCGCCUUCGUACCGAACUCGACAAACUCGCGACGUACGCCGAAGGAGACGUCUUCUUCUCUGGAGAGAGUUUACGUUACUUCGACGUUCAUAUGCUUGCUAGAUUCGUCUCGAUGAAGGUAUCACUUGGUGAUGAGAUUACCGAGGAGCUGAGAACGUCUGCUGGUGGAAGAUGGACAAGGCUAAUGGACACUUGUGCAGAGCUCGUCAGAUAGGAUUUCCGUUCCAUCAAUCGUCCCAGACGAAGUGCAACGGUAUUGUGUAUUCUGGUUUGCGUUUCAACAUGUGUAGUAGUUGUAGUACGGGUCUACAAGUCGGAGGAGACUAGAAAGAAAUGAAAUAGCCAGUUCCUAGCGACCUCUGCUCGUUCAGUAGGUUCGUAGGCAUACUGUGACUUAUCCACG
Molecule: messenger RNA, 945 nt
Organism: Fomitiporia mediterranea MF3/22
Lineage: Eukaryota; Fungi; Basidiomycota; Agaricomycetes; Hymenochaetales; Hymenochaetaceae
Exons: 2
Coding region: 1-756 (251 amino acids)
Source: RefSeq, a predicted model, not a curated record